Messenger RNA from Chelmon rostratus (copperband butterflyfish), 6822 nucleotides. RefSeq names its product dishevelled-binding antagonist of beta-catenin 1 (gene dact1). Gene Ontology annotation, biological process: negative regulation of canonical Wnt signaling pathway; negative regulation of JNK cascade; regulation of Wnt signaling pathway, planar cell polarity pathway. Gene Ontology annotation, cellular component: cytoplasm. The coding region runs from base 441 to 3143 and encodes 900 amino acids. The record is from RefSeq and is a predicted model, not a curated record. The transcript has 4 exons. NCBI's taxonomy places the organism in Eukaryota, Metazoa, Chordata, Actinopteri, Chaetodontiformes, Chaetodontidae.
AGGAGCGGCAGCAGGAGCGGAGGUUCACGCCGACUCUCCGCUUCAUCGUGACGGGUACACUCCUGCUGCUGCCCCGGGGCAUGCUGGGAUUUACCUGGACACGGAAUCUGAGCGGACCCGGGACUGAUUCUCGGAUGAGUUUUGCCGGUUUUACGGCAGCAGGACCCUUAGACCACCGGUUGAUAGUGGGAGCUGCAGAGGAGAGCAGUCUGCGAGUCUGAGUCUGGACUCACUGUCCGACCGGUUCUGUUUAACCCGCUUUAUUUACCCGGGUUAAGUUAAGCAGGUCAGUUUAACCAGCUGAUUAAACCAGGUGGGUGCCUCCGGGUGAUUCCUCCGAUCCGAUCCGACCCGCUCCGCACAAUGCUGCGGAGAUCCCGCAGAUCCUCCGGACCCUGAUGCUGCAGAGACCCUGAGACGCGGACAGACCGACGGAGGAGAUGCUGCCGUCCGCCGCCUCCAGGCGGGACAGAGCCGCUGCGGACGCGGACGCAGCGGAGCGGCUGCGCUCGGUGCGGGAGAGGCUGGAGGCCACCGUGUCCGGACUCGAGGAGCUGGAGUACCUGCGACAGCGGCAGGAGGUGCUGGUCCGGGCCGCACUGGAGCUCCGGGAGGAGGAGGAGCAGAGGGAGGCUCAACUGAGUUCCGAGGAGAAGCUGCUGGAGGAGAACAUCCUGCUGCUCCGGAAACAGCUGAACUGUCUGAGGAGGAGGGACGCCGGUCUCAUCACUCAGCUGCAGGAGCUGGACCGGCAGAUCAGUGACCUGCGACUGGACACCGGGGCGUCACAUGAACAGCCAGAGACCGACAGCCGGCCUAGUUCAGGUUUCUACGAGUUGAGUGACGGGGCGUCCGGCUCUCUCUCUAACUCUUCGAACUCUGUCUUCAGUGAGUGUUUCUGUUCGAUGGUGGACACUGAUGGACGCCUCCCGUCUGCAGAUGAGCUCACCAGCUGUUUGGAGUGUGAGGGUUUGGUUGGAGGACUUUGUGAUGACUCGUCUUCCUCUGGUACAGUCCGCCGCUCGUUCUCAGCUCCUCACCCACCCACCCUGGACCCUGUCUCCUCAGUGGCCUCUUGUGACUCCCAGUAUAAGUACCUCUGUGACCUGGGGUCCCGAAAUGGCAGUGACGUGUACCGCUACCCGAGCCCACUGCAUGCCGUGGCCUUCCAGAGCCCCGUCUUCCUCCAGUUGUUGGGUCACGGAGGUCACAGCAGAGAUGAGGGGCUUGUAAAAAGCGUUGAGGCUGGUGUUGAAGGACUCAGAUCAGAAUCUUCCCCUCUGUCUGCUUCUGUUUCAGCUCUUCUUGUACCUAUGAGUUCCUCUUGGCCAGCCCCCUGUUCUUCUUCUGCACAAGCUCCUUCUCAUAAGCGACUGGACAGCUACAUCUACAGUCUCCUGCAGCGGAGGGCCCUACCUGUCAGGACCAGCAGACCCAGGACCAGCAUCAGCACUGACCCAUCAAAGAGCAUCCUGAGGCAGGCAAGUCUCUGUGUGAGGCAGGUGUCUGGUCCCUGCUCUGGGUCUGGCAUGGGCUCUCUGAGGGCGUCUGAUCUGAAACCCUCCUGGCCAGCUGGAGGAGCAUCAGCAGAAAAUGCUGCAGUCUCAUCUCCUCAGAGGGUGCGGGCUCUGGAAAGUAAAUCUGAGGAGCAGGAAACCCAAAAUGUUUUCCCUGAUGGCAGCGGUGACAUGAUGCAACAUGGCUUCCAGGUGAAUAACACCGACCUGGCCCAAAACCAGAAGAGUUCUCCUGCUACAAACGGCAUCCAACAUGGCUUUUCUCACGCUAACAAGGACGUUAAUACGAGCUCUAACAGUCUGCUGAAAAAGAAAAACAAAAGGCUUCUUCCUCCCUCAGCAGUGUCUACUCUGCCUAAAGGCUUCGGGGAGCUGGGCAGUCCCAAAGCUAACUCCACCAAAGAGACCAAGCAGCCAUGUUACCCUCCAGACCUGGACCUGCUCCACAUUGUCCCACCAGUUGUUAAAACACAAUCAGCUUUUUCCAGUAACAGCCCUAAGCCUCUCCAAGCUGGCCAGACAGAGAUGGUUGAUAAGUCAGUACAGGAGGCAGCCAGUGUAGGUUCUUCCUCCCACAGUCAGGAUGAAGCAGGAGGAGGAGGAGGAGGGAGUCACAUGGUUAAUGGAGAGGACAUCCCCAACCAGCGGCAGAACAUCAGACUCCGCAAGGGCGACAGCAAGAAUGUCAAGACUGUCAAGGUGAAGACAACGAAGAUGAGUCAGGCCUCUGAACCCAAUGAGUCUAUGUCAGAAAGAAGAGGCGAUAAAUCCCACCGCAGGUCCAGUUCUAAAAAGUCCCGGCUAUCGGAAGAUGGAGGCUCUGUCCACAUUAAAGUCUCCAAGAGAGUGGCCGGUGGUGGCAGUGCACAUAGGGUGUCCUCCAGAAUCAAGCGCCUCCCUGUAUCCAUCCCAGAAGGCCGAGUUCUGGACAAACACACCACAUCAACGCUAAGCAGUGUGCGAUCGGGUGCAUCCAGGUACCAUCACCAUGGAAACCACCACCACAACAGUGGUAUCCACCACCAUCAUGGUCAUCAUCAUCAUCACCAUGGACGCGAGCAGGUAGGGGUUGUUGCCAAACCAAAGUACAAACGAAAUGAUUACAGGCGGUUACGGGCAAUCAUGGAGGCAUCGUACGACGAGGCGUUUAGGCGUGCUCAGCGGCGGCAGAAAAAGGAGCUGUUAAGCCAUUCUGCAGCCAAUGUGUACCUCCCCUGCGAUGGGCAGUUGAGCAGCCCCUACUCCUAUGUGGCAGGAAGUGACUCGGAGUAUUCCGCCGAGUGCGCAUCACUCUUUCACUCCACCAUCAUGGACACAAGUGAGGACGAGAAGUCCAACUACACCACAAACUGCUUUGGAGACAGUGAGUCCGGCGAGGAGGAGUACGUGGAGGAGAGCACUACCACAAGUGAUACUGAGGAGAGUGGAGGAGGUGGCGCUGGGGGUGGGACAGGUGGAAUGGGCAGAGGGUGGAGUCAGUUAGGGGCAGCUGGGUCCAGGGCAGCGGGUCAGGAAAUGUCUCCAGCUCAGGCAGAAGCCUUCAUCAAGAUCAAGGCCUCUCACAACCUGAAGAAGAAGAUCCUUCGUUUCAGGUCAGGUUCUCUCAAACUCAUGACCACCGUGUGAGUCAGCACGAGGCGUGACCUGCCGCCACCCUGCCAAACUGAACCAGAGCCAUAUCUGUUGGGGUGCCUUACCCAUGCACUUCUGGUGUACCUGAACUGAAACCGACUUCUUUGCUUUUGUGCUGCAUGGUCCACAAAUGAAGUGGAAAAAGCACUUCUUUACUCUGACACUUAAACCAAACCCAAACUUCUUUAGCCUGAGAGACAAAGCCGAACCAGUCAUCCAUCUUUGUUAAAGCAUGUGUGACAUUCUCCAGGCUGACCCACAACAUGAAAACAAAGUGAGAAAAAAAAUAGUUUUUCUUGAUGUACUAACUCCGUCACAUCCCAUUUGAUCAGGAUUGUUUAGUCAGGAGAUACUUUUCAAACACAGCCUCCCUCGUUUAGCAGUCAAGUCCACCUGAAAGACGCAGGGUCGUGGUCGUCAGGAGUAGAAAUUAUCUCAGUGCUCUCACACGUUGUGACUUAUGGAAGUUGUCACCUCUGUUGCCUUCUCCUCUUUUAUCCUUCAGUACGACGUUUAGAUGGUAAAAGGGAUCAAGGAGGAAUCUUGGUGGUGUACAUUUUGUUGUUACUAUUCUUGCAGCAGUACUCUCAGUAAGCUACAUAAACAACCAUAUCAUGUCAACUUCUGGUUUUCAACGUGGAUGUUUGAGGCUCCCUGGUAGCUCACCUGGUAGCUCACCUGGUAGCUCACCUGGUAGCUCACCUGGUAGCUCCUGUGGCCUGGAUUUGAUUCCGACCCCGAGCCCUUUGCUGCAUGUCGUCCCCUCUCCCUCCCCCUGUCCUGUCUCUCAGCACAAGCUGCAGCACAUACCACAGCACUUGUCCAUGCAACCAAAGUGUAUUUCUGCAAAUUUCUGGUUCUUAUAAGCAGCCAAUCAAACAAGCCCCCAGCUUCCAUCCUCCUGCCUUCAGGACAAAUGCAGAAUUAGAUGCUUUUUGGAAACUGCUGUUUGUAAAGAGGUGAAGGGUCGAUUUGAAGUUCAGGCUUAGCCAAUCAAAUCACCCUUUUUCACUCCUCUGUCUCUUUCAUGGCCACUAUGUGCCUCAGCUGACAUAAACCCAGCUGUUAGUCAGACCCGAGAGAAGAAUGGUGGUCUCCGUCUGCUUCAAACUAAAUAAUUUGUAUGACAUGUAGUGUAUCCACGUCUGCAGUCGGAGUGUUUCUGUCUGUUGUUGUGUCCACACUUGAAGGCGGGGAAGCCUCCUUAGCCUUGAACAAAAGCCUCCCCUCCUUCAACAAAUGAUCCAAUCAAAAUCUCAGACUAACGCCUGAGCAGCAAACUGAGGCUCAGUGUCUUUGUGGUGUGGACCUCACAUGUUAACAUGAAAAAUGACAGAAACAGUUGUGUGAAGAACAGAAAGAGAGCUGAGAGAGAAGUUUGAACCUGCCGACAUCCUCCUGUCCACACAGCUGAGCAGUCACUGUGUGAAGAGUCUGACGCAUGCUGAGGCCUUUAAUGCUUCUACUGGACUCUGGCAGACAGGUUCUUCAGAGAGAUCUUCAGGAAGUUCUUCAGGUGGUUCUCAGAUGUUUCUUAAGAUGUCUCUUGAUGUCUCCAGAGGGUUCUUUAGAAGGUUGUCUGGAAGGUGUAGGUUGGGUUGAGGGUUCAGGUUGCAUCUCGCUGCAGUCAUCUCUUUAUUUUCUGCACUUAGAGACUACGAGACAAACUGUCAGCAGGCAGGACGGACGUGGAACCUCGUUGAUCUGUUAGUUGUAUGUAGCCUUGUUUUGUAUUUAUUAUCACAUGAACUUUGCCCUUUGUUGUAGUGCGCUGACACAGCAUGCCUAACGUCUGUAAAUGCUUCUCUUUUCACUUGACUCCUGAUUUUAUGUGCUGUUUUUGUUGAAAGCUAUUUAAAACCUAAUAUAUUUGCUUGGUGCACAUCGGAUACAGACAUGGUACUGAAAGAACAUUUUACAUUCGUACACUGAGACUGACGUGUCUUUCUUCACACUUCCACCACUCUUAUAACUGACUGAUACAGCAGUUAGAUGUUUGGGUGAAACACAGACCAACAUUUGUUGUUUUUUUCAGACGUUUUUAUUUUUCUGUGCUCAUCCUGCUUUCACAUCAGUAGAACCUGUUUCUCCUCAGCGGCUGAGGCCAUUUUUAUAAAGUAAAUUAAAUUUAGUUGGAUCAUCCAGCAGAACGUUGUCAUCAUUUUAAAAUCACAAUGUGUUAUUGGUCCUUUACCAGUCUGGUACGACGUGAAAUAAAGCCACUGAAAAUGGAUGUCUGAAAAAAUGCAAACAAAUCUAGCCUAGCCAACACAGCCAGGUGUCUCACCUCAUAAUCUAGCCUAGCCAACACAGCCAGGUGUCUCACCUCAUAAUGUAGCCUAGCCAACACAGCCAGGUGUCUCACCUCAUAAUGUAGCCUAGCCAACACAGCCAGGUGUCUCACCUCAUAAUGUAGCCUAGCCAACACAGCCAGGUGUCUCACCUCAUGUCAAACAGAGACAGUCCAGUUCGAACUUUAGUUCAUCAGUGAAAGGAACAACUGAAAUGAAGGCAGACUUUCUGUUUCAGGGUGUGUUUAGCCUAGCUGAGCGCAAGACUGUAAGCAGGUGGAAACAGCUAGCCUGAGUAGCUACAAAACUGCUAGUUCAACCAAUAUUAUAUUAUGUGUUUUGGUCUGUGUUUACAGCUACAUGGUUAUUGUUAUGGUAGCUACAAACAGUUAGCAUAUAGACUAAGAUACUGUAACAGCUACCUAUUAACAGUUAGUAUAUCAAAUGUUAUGAUAGCUGUUUUUAGCUAACUGGUGUAUGAUGUUUUAGCCUAGCUUAGCACAAAGACUGGAAGCAGGGGGAAACCAGUGGGCUGCCACAUCAUGGACCGUCAAAAUAUUCAUAAGUCACUGUUAGUCCAGCUCCGUCAAAAGAGAACAUACAGAUCUACUUGUUGUAGACAUGUUUGCAACAGCAGUUAGCAUUGAAGCUCAAACUAUUUGAGUGUUCUGUUCUCACGGGUUGUUUUCUCUUCAGCUAGCAGCUAACGUGCUAACAAAAGUUUGCUGAUUAGCAUCCAAAGCCAUGAAUUGUUUGUUGUCAGGUCAAUCUAAAUAUCUGAAUAUCUAUAAAUAGUCAGAAAACAAUUUGUACACGAUGGGUACAGUAGCAUCUACAGCUAGCUACUCGCCCCUGUUGCUGGUAAUGUGUCAUUAUGUUACAUAUAAACCAUGCGGCAGGUUUUCAGGCUGGCAGUUUCAUGCUUCUUGGCUUUGUGCUAUGCUAGGUUAACCAUGUCCUGAUGUCCAUCUUGUCAUGUGACUCUGAGGAUUUCAUUAAAUGACGGUUUAACAUUGAAACUGUGCGUUCGGUUCAGGCUGACAGCUGUUUAAAUUGGUCGUUUUCGUCUGUUCUGGUCUGAGUUGACAUCUUGCACAUAUAAAUAGCUCCCACGAAGCUUUAAAAAGCCACAUAAAGCCUCUUUUCAGCUGUCGGGUGUUGUUUCUAUUUCGAGUAGCUGGAAAACUGUUUGUAUUAAAAACUUCAGUAUUUAACAGCCAAGAGCCUUUAACCAGAAAAUCUGUGUUCUGCUUCACAGUGGCUGGAUGGUUCCAGUGGUUCCUGUAAAUGAUGAAGACUGUUCCUCAUGUGUGUCUGUAUAUAUACUGUUUGUUUAUGCCAACAGGCUACUGGUGCGCAACCUUUUUAUGCUUCAUUAAAUG